Megalops cyprinoides (Indo-Pacific tarpon) is the source of this 4291-nucleotide messenger RNA. Its product is annotated as sperm-associated antigen 1-like. The record is from RefSeq and is a predicted model, not a curated record. The transcript has 18 exons. Bases 1 to 2814 code for a protein of 937 amino acids. Lineage: Eukaryota; Metazoa; Chordata; Actinopteri; Elopiformes; Megalopidae. Gene Ontology annotation, molecular function: heat shock protein binding. Gene Ontology annotation, cellular component: mitochondrion; cytosol.
AUGAGCGCGGAAAACACUGCUGCGCUGCUGGGUGGGGAGACGAGGAGAACUUGCAAGAUUCCCGUGGAACAUUUGGACUACGAUUACAUCCGGGAGUGCAAUGACGUGAAGUACCUGGAAAAGAUUCUGAACAUGUUGAGAUCUGGGGAAGAGGGCAUAUAUCCCCACCUCAUACAGUUCUGUGAGGAGCGCAUAGAGAAGCUGGACCCGAAGAGCCGCGCUCUGCGGAAGGACCUGCCUCCUGCCACAGCGGCCAGUUUCUCAGCAGAUGAAUGGAGACAAAUCAGUGAAGAGCUGAAGACAUGGGAGCAAGAAGUUAAAACGAAUGAAGUGGAACUCAGACGGCUGGCAGUCUUCGAUGAUGUAAAGAAGGCGCCCCCCGUGCGUGGCUCAAAUUGCUCUGUUCCUCUUAAUCAGAACACUGUUAGUAAUGGAGUUAAGAAAAGCAAAGAGACUCCCCUUCCUCGGGAUUACAGAGAAUGGGACAAGUUUGACGUUGAAAAAGAAUGCCAAAUAAUUGACAAGGGUAUUGAAGUAAGCAGUUCUCCAACAGCUCUGCCCCAGAUCAAACAGAAGGUGGACACAGAGGCUUUGACGCUGAAAGAGAAAGCCAUCAUAGCAGACCGCGAAAAAGAUAAAGGAAAUGAGGCAUUCAAAGCUAAAGAUUAUGAAGAGGCGGUGGUGUAUUAUACAAGGAGUCUGUCAGUACUGCCAACCGCAGCUGCAUACAACAACAGGGCCCAGGCCAAGAUCAAACUCCAGCACUGGCACAGCGCCCUCCGUGACUGUCAGAGCGUGCUGGAGCUGGAGCCUGGCAAUCUGAAAGCCCUGCUGCGCCGCGCCACCGUGCAGAAAGAGCUGGGCCAGCUGGAGACGGCUGCCGAGGACCUCAGGAGCGUGCUGCAAGCCGAGCCACAAAACACCAUUGCAGAGAAACUUCUGCUGGAAGUGAAACAGAAAAUGACUGACAUUCCAGCAGAAGGGCAGAAGAAAGGCAAAAAAAUACUCAUAGAGGAAGUGGAGGACAAUGAGGAGCAAAGUAAGUGGUCACACGAUCUACACCAGCCUCUGUGUCCAGCUGAACCCAGCCAGCGUGUGGGUGGGGAGAGCGUCGCUGCUCCUGCUGAGAGGGGAGACGAGAUGGGGAACGCGCAGAAAAAGCCCCCCAGCAGAGGGGAUGGGGGCCCCCAUGCCGAGCACGCCCACCAGGGCCACCGGAGGAGCAAGAGGGGGAGCAUAGACAAGUGCAGAGUGCAGGACUCCGCAAAGAAGGAUCUGGUGAACGGAGCGCAGGGGACCAAGAGCCAUGAGGCUGACCAGAGCGGCCACAGUGAGGCUCAGCCCGGCGGGGACAACAGCCGGCUCGACGCCCCCUGCGGGGCGCUGCCCCCCCCUCUGGCCCGGCUCAAGAAUGAAGGGAACCAGCUCUUCAAGAACGGACAGUUUGCCGACGCUCUGGAGAAAUACUCCCAGGCCAUCACCGGCUUCACAGACGCAGGUAUCGACAGCCCAGAGGAUCUCUCUAUACUCUAUUCAAAUAGAGCAGCAUGCUACCUGAAAGACGGGAACAGCACAGACUGCAUCCAGGACUGCACCAAAGCCCUGGAGCUUCGGCCCUUCUCCCUCAAGCCCCUCCUCCGCAGGGCCAUGGCUUACGAGUCGCUGGAACGCUACCGCAAGGCCUACGUGGACUACAAGACCGUGCUGCAGAUCGACAUCGGGGUGCAGGCCGCCCAUGACAGCGUCAAUAGGAUCACCAAGCUGCUGAUCGAACAGGACGGUCCUGACUGGAGGGAGAAGCUUCCGGAGAUCCCCCUGGUGCCCCUGUCGGCCCAGCAGCACCGGAGGGAGGAGCCGCCGAGCGAGGAGGUCCUACAGGCCCGGGCCGCCCGCGCCGCCGAGGAGGCAGCCAAACGGGCGGAGGCGCGGUUCGCCUCGCUGAAGCAGGAGGGGAACGACUGCGUGAAGAGGGGCCAGCUCCAGGAGGCUGUGGAGAAGUACAGCGAAUGCCUUAAGCUGAAGCCGGACGAGUGCGCCAUCUACACCAACAGGGCCCUGUGUUACCUGAAACUGGAGCUUUUCGGAGAGGCCAAACAGGACUGUGACACAGCCCUGCAGAUGGAGCCCACCAAUAAGAAGGCCUUCUACAGACGGGCCCUGGCCUAUAAAGGUCUAAAGGACUACCUGGCGUGCAGCUCAGACCUGCAGGAGGUGCUCCAGCUGGACCCCAACGUGCAGGAGGCGGAGCGGGAGCUGGAGGAGGUGACGGUGCUGCUGAGGCAGAGUCUGGCCGCAGGCUCCCCGGGCAAACCCAGGAAGAGCGUUCCUAUCAAGGAGGUGGACGGCAGCGACGAGGAAGCGGACACGUCGGGCAGGACCAGCGUGGAUGGAGGAGAGGGCCCCUGUGCCACGGGCAACCACUGCAGCGCGGGCACGGAGCGGCCCGCUAACGCCUACGAGUUCGGACAGGCCCUGAACGCGGCGCGGUCCCAGGGCGACACGGCCGCGGGCGCGGAGCUGCUCCGCGGCGUCCCCCCGGAGACGCUCCCCCUGUACGUCAGCAACCAGCUGGACGGGCACACCGUCGGCUUCAUCAUGCAGGCGCUGGACGGACACCUGCUGCAGGAGGACCCCUACCUAGUGUACCAGCACCUCAGCCACUUGCACACAGCGGAGAGGUUCUCGACGGUCCUGCUGCUUCUGGACAAAAACGAGCGGCGGCAAAUGACUCAGCUGUUCGAACACCUGUCCGCCGUGGAGGCCGAGGGCUUCACAGCCAACGACGUGCAGAACCUGGCCAACAAGUACAUCUGAGCACAGCGGCCGCAGCACCCUCCCUGCAUGCGUUCAUCCACAGACGGAUCUAUGCAAACCCUUCCAGGCUGCUGUUAAAAGAAGCUGCGUCACACCUCCAAAGGAAUGUACCACUCGAAUCUCCAAGAAGCAAAACAAAAAAAAAAAAAAGAAAAAGUUUUCACGGGAAAAAGGUCUUGCGUAAUAUCUAGGGAGCGUAACAGGCCAUAGAACUUUGGAUUCUCUCAAGCCCACUUUAGUCGGUUUAUGACUUUACUUUUCAUCUUACUAAUCUCAGCCCCGGGGUAUAUAGUGUGAAUUCACCUAGGGUUUCAUCAUCUUCAGCCGCGGUUGAAGGCUGUUAAGAGGCCUGUGUUUCCUGGAACGCACAGGAACAGAGCAGGUUAUGGCGCACUGUGCUUGGGAGUAUCUGCACGCAGGGGCCAAGGGUUGCCAUGCGCCAGAAAUUUGCAAGCAUUCUACUACCAUGGGGUUGUGAAUGGCCCCACUUUAGCUCUCUAAUUCUGGGCUACUUUUCCCCACUCCACGCGAGACCACCAUUAAACGCAAGCAUGUACCCAUUUUAUUCCAUAUGGUUCCUUUCAGAUAAUGCUUUGUUCAUGGCGGACAGCACAAACAGUGAAGAGAGGGGGCGGAGCUAACGCCAAGAAUGCAUCACACUCACUCCGAGCUGUCCGUACGGUCCGAGUUCAACAAGCAUGUGGACCGAGGGUGAAAUGCACAGUGCGGGAGCAUCUCAUUUGUGUUCCAGUUGGUCAUAAUUCAAGUUUCCACCAAACACCCACAUUGCACUACUGUAGCGUCCAGGUUUUUAAGUUCCCUUCUGAUAUAGAUUGAGCACAGAAAAAGUAGGCGGUUUCGCAUAGAUGUUUGCGUUCUAUUUGACUGCUCAGAUUUCCAUUCUUCCGCGGCCGUCCUGGGGCUCCUCAAGAGCGAGGAGUUUCCCCCCAGCAGGACAGAGACAGCUGGCUGCUUUGAAAACCUCCGAGCUCCUCAUUUGACUACCAAACGCAGAGGAGUUCAUGGCAUUGCUCUCUUGGCAGUGCACACUUUAACAGAGCAAUAACCUGGGGCUGGGGAGAGCGUGUCGGAGAGAAGCAACAUCUUCGUGAGGUGUGUGUGCCUUUACAGUUGGAUUCAACUACAGGUCUUCCACUCAGGUGUACAGAAUGUGAUCUACUACAAAAAGUAUGUACAGGGUUUUGAUGUUCUAUUAGAGAGACUAUAUUUAAAUUUACAAUCGUUAACCAUCAGUCUUUUUUCCAGCUUACAAUCUUAAUGAAUGUACUUUCGCAGACUUCAGGGAGACCAGCUUGCAGUAGUAAUUACCUGGAGCAAUAAAACGCACGUGUUCAACUGUUUCUCACUGGUCUCUUGUCCAUCAGUCAUAUUAGCUUUGUUAUACCGCUGUUACUUUUGCUUUACCUCAGAUGUACAAGGUAUUUUGACAAUACUAAUUUGAGUGGUUAUUUAAUAA